UAGGCUCAAGUAAAAAUCCUAAAAGCCCAUUAGGUAUUAGCAAAAGAAAAACCUAGUUUCGGUGUCUCUCAGUUAUAACCUAAUAUCAUCUCCCUCCCUCAAAGUUCGUCGCCCAGUUUCUUCAUCAACUCAGCGGCUCGUGUCUUCUUUCUUCUCUGCUAAAGAAAACUAUGGCGUACGCACCACCGAUGAAGCAAGGAAAGACAGGAUUAGAGGAGCCUCAAGAGCAGAUUCACAAGAUUAGAAUCACUCUCUCCUCCAAGAACGUCAAAAACCUUGAGAAGGUGUGCACUGACUUGGUCCGUGGAGCCAAAGACAAGAGAUUGAGAGUUAAAGGACCAGUGAGGAUGCCAACUAAAGUUCUUAAGAUUACCACAAGAAAGGCUCCUUGUGGUGAAGGAACCAACACAUGGGACAGAUUUGAGCUCCGUGUACACAAGCGUGUGAUCGAUCUCUUCAGCUCCCCAGAUGUGGUGAAGCAGAUCACUUCCAUCACCAUUGAGCCUGGUGUUGAGGUUGAGGUCACCAUUGCUGAUUCUUAGAUGCAUCUACUUUAAUUUGUCUUUGAAUAGCGACGGUUUAUCGCUUUUUUUUUUUGCUACAAAGUUCAGACUUCGUCUUUACUUCUUAAAUAUGUUACCCUUUUUGUUUUAAUUUUCUUGGACAUGAUAUUUGCUAGUGGUGUUUUAUUUUUUUUGCUUGAGCAUUGCGUCUUUGUUUAUCAUAUUUAAAGUCUACUCCAUUUUCUGCUUCGAACAACAUUUUGGUGUAAAAUCUUCUCCAAUCCUAUUUCAUUUUCAACCUGUC
Messenger RNA from Brassica napus (rape), 807 nucleotides. Its product is annotated as 40S ribosomal protein S20-1. The record is from RefSeq and is a predicted model, not a curated record. Gene Ontology annotation, biological process: translation. Gene Ontology annotation, molecular function: RNA binding; structural constituent of ribosome. Lineage: Eukaryota; Viridiplantae; Streptophyta; Magnoliopsida; Brassicales; Brassicaceae. The transcript is spliced from 4 exons. Gene Ontology annotation, cellular component: cytosolic small ribosomal subunit; ribosome. The coding region runs from base 171 to 542 and encodes 123 amino acids.